Cyclospora cayetanensis is the source of this 1002-nucleotide messenger RNA. RefSeq lists its product as uncharacterized. The coding region runs from base 1 to 1002 and encodes 333 amino acids. The record is from RefSeq and is a predicted model, not a curated record. Gene Ontology annotation, cellular component: cytoplasm. NCBI's taxonomy places the organism in Eukaryota, Apicomplexa, Conoidasida, Eucoccidiorida, Eimeriidae. The transcript is spliced from 3 exons.
AUGGGGUCGCGUAGCGGGCGCAGUGAGCUGGGAGGCGCGAAGGGGGCAGCAGCUAAGUCAGGGCCUUCUAGUGGGGAGGGGGCCCUCAGCGCUACCAGGGGGUCCCGUGCCCAGAACAAGAUCCGAAAAAAGCACGACGAGGAGAAAACGCGGAGUGCAAUGGGCCCUAGAGGCGGCCAGAAGUCUGUAAGGAAAGAUCAGGGGAAAAAUCCACGGGCAACCCGCCGUGGUGGCAAUGGCGCUGAUGUUUCGCCCGCUCGGAGGCUCCGUGAUCGCAGAGGCCCCGUGCAGCAGCACAUGCGAGGAGGCGGCAGCAGCAGCUCCAGCGGUGAUGAGAGCAGCGGAAAGCUGCCUUUGUGGGCAGUGGCUGCACUAAAAGCAGGGGAGGAGGCGAAGGCUCGCGCAGCGGCUGCUGCUGCAGCGCGGGCUGCUCUGCCCCCUCUCCCGCACGUGACCCUUGCGCUUAUAGCUGAUGUCACUCAUGAUCAGGUGACGCAGCAGAAAAACAAGCAGGAGCGCCAACGGGAGAAGCAUUCACGUGGAGAUUCCGCUCCGUCGGGUCUAUCUGCUUUAGAAUACUUGGACCUAAGCUGCCGAGGAUUGACGCGAAUGGAAGGGUUCGACAGUCUGCCGAAUCUGAAGGCACUUAUUCUCAGCAGCAAUGAAAUUAUCCUCUCAAGGAAUGAAAUAUCCGAGUUCCCAGAGCCGCCUCAGCCCCUCCCGCAUCUCAGAAAGCUCUCUCUUUCCCACAACAAGCUCAAAGUAACUCUUCAAACCAAGCCUACUCCCACACCCUGUCGAGGCGCGACGAGUGCCUGGCUUGCACGGAGGCCCUUCGCAAGGCUCCUAGUUGGACACAAGGCGCUAGCCAUGUGUCCAGAGUCCUCUCAGCCGUGUGGUAGACGCAUCGUUGAGCCGAUGCAAAUCAAAGACGGCCCUUUCGGCAGCUCCCCUCAUUGCUGGCUAGCCAGCUGCUGCGUGUUGCAUGGGUGUGCUCGCUAG